Messenger RNA from Anneissia japonica, 4918 nucleotides. Its product is annotated as protein OS-9-like. NCBI's taxonomy places the organism in Eukaryota, Metazoa, Echinodermata, Crinoidea, Comatulida, Comatulidae. Gene Ontology annotation, biological process: endoplasmic reticulum unfolded protein response; retrograde protein transport, ER to cytosol. The transcript has 14 exons. The coding region runs from base 12 to 2177 and encodes 721 amino acids. Gene Ontology annotation, cellular component: endoplasmic reticulum lumen. The record is from RefSeq and is a predicted model, not a curated record.
CACAUUUGCGCAUGACAAAAUUCACCUGCAAGAUGGCGACAAAAACAUUAGGUUGUAUGUCUGCAGCUGUUGCUGUUAGUAUUGCUAUAUUCCUGCAAUGUUGCGUAGCAGUAAUGGACAUUGAAGAGUUGCAAAAUAUACAUUAUGAUAUUGAUAUUCAUAAUACCCCAGUAUUAUUAGGAAGGCCUUUAGAAAGAGAAGUUGUGUAUGUGAAUUCAAAGUUUGGUCAAAGCUAUGAGUGUCAACUGCCUGACUUAUCUGAUUUUGAGAAGAGCCAAGAAGAGGAAAAAGUUGCCUCGGAAAUCGGUAUCGCUGAGCUGUUAAAACCAAUGGAAGAUGCACCCUGCAUAGUUAUGACACAAGGAUGGUGGUCCUAUGAAUUUUGUUAUGGAAAAGACAUAAAACAGUAUCACAUGGAAAAUGGUGUACCACAAGGAGACAUCAUAUUUUUAGGACUCUAUGAAUCGCAGAUGGAUUGGAGUAAUACAUCGCACAAGGAUGCGAAACGACACAAACUGAAUCGUUAUCACAGCCACACAUAUGUCAACGGUACAGAAUGUGAUCUGAAUGGUAAAGCCCGAAUGGCUGAAGUGAGAUUUGUUUGUUCAGAAGGAGAGGGUGAUGCGAUUGUUCGAGUGAAUGAGCCUGAAUCUUGCGUGUAUAUCGUCACCAUCCAAACAACACGUAUAUGCCACCACCCGUACCUCCGUCCCCCUCCUAGCCUGAAGCCACGGCCUAUCCUAUGCUUUCCUGCACUUGAUCAUAUGCAGUAUACUGAAUUCAUUCAUAAGAAAGAAGAAGAAGAAGCUGCUAGAGAAGAAAGAAGGCAAUAUCUAGAAGAAAAAUUGAGGGAGCAAAAAGAAGCUUUGAGGGAACGUCAAGAAAAAGAAAGACUGAGUAAAAUUCAUAAAGCUCAACAUUUGGUUGAGGUCUACGAAAAUCAAAAGAAGGCCGCUGAGAAAGAGCUUGAAAUGAUGCAAAAUGAACAAGAGAUGAUUAUGCAGAUUCUUAAAGAUCAGCAACCUUUCGCUGCUAAUGCCCACAAGGCUACUGUUGAGCCCAGUUCUGAAGGCACUGCUGACACGGUCGACGAAGAAGAUGACGAUGAAGCAGAUAUCGGCACAGAUAAUCCCGUUGUUGAUAAAGAAGUUGAACAAGUGUUAAAAGAAAUACUGAAAUUUCAACCGAAGGACUUGCAGAAAAUGGUCGGUGCUGCCAUGGGAUCUGUAUUAAACAGCGUGAAGGCCUUGGAUGAAGUAAUAGGAAUUGAGGAUGAAGAUGAUAUGGAUGAAGAGGAAAGACAACUGGUGAAGCAAUUCAAUAAGCUACUCGCAUCCGUCAACCGAAACCUACCAGAAACAGCAGACGAAGAGGAAGAGGCACUUGAAGAGCUACACAAGAAAUCCAAAGAUGCCAAGCUACCGCAAAGUUCAGAAACCAAGCAGUUUUACAAGUACUUAAAGAAGUUCCAGGAUGAGGUAGUAGAUGCCGCAGAAUCGGAGGAGGAGGCAAGCCGUCUGCUAAAACUUGGCAACCAAGUCAAGAAAGCUUAUGAGAAUUUGGAUAGACUGUCUAUGGAAUUUGAAGAUAUAACAAAUGAAGAAGCACAAAAGGCUUUUAAUGUAGAGGAUUCUAUGGAUAUAUUGAGAAACACGUUUGAUGAUAGUGAUGAAACUAAACAGCUACGCAAAUCAGUUAAUAAGCUUACCAAGGAAUUAAAAGAUGUUGAAAGCACUGAAGAAGCAGAGCAACCGGAGACCGUUACCUCCAUACUGCCCAACGACCAAGUGAAAGUGAAGGUUACCAAGAUUAAAGUGGGAAAGACAACGCAAGUAGAAUCACAGACUGAGGUGUAUGAUAGUAAAUACCGCAAAAUAGAGGAUGCUGUUCGAGAACAACUUGAAAAUGAGGGCGUAUCAACUGAUGGUAAUGUUGAAAUAAAAAUCCUAAGUUUUGACCCACGAGAGGAGAUGCUGACAAAUGACGAGGAGGAUGAAGAGGGUGAUGACGGGAUGACGGUACUGUCAGAAGAGGAGAGCACAUACUUCAAAAAUAUGAUAUUUGGUUUAUUGAAUGGAGAGGCUGCUGUAAAGGAACAGACAAAACAUAGGAAAUUAGAAUCUAAUUAUGGACUGUCAUACAAUAAAGAAACAACUGUUGAAGCUGAAGAUGAAUGAAAGAAAAAAGAUUGUCUGAAUUUAUUAAAGAGACAGCAGAUUCCUGAAGAACAUCAUCAGGGAAAUAUUUUUUGUCUAGCAGGUUAUUUUUUUAAUUGAAAUUCAUAUAAGCAGUGACAUCGUGAGGUCGUCUGAUGCCUCCUUGGUGCUUGAGUGCGAAUGAUGUCAGUAUUAAUGGCGGCCCAAAUUUGCACUUUGCCAUUUUGAUAUCUUUGUAAUGCAAUUUUCACACUAAAAAAAUGAGGAACAUUCCCAAUCUAGAUUCCACUGCUGAGCAAAUGGAAGAAAACGUUGGCAACCGAAACAAACACAAUAUUCAGGUAAAUAUUUUACCUGAAUUGAUGUGUGGUUGGGGUACAUGUAAAUUAAAAAUUUUGCUAUAAUUAAGUAUACUGUAGAUUUACUUUUUUGUGUGUCUAUUGCUCUUUGUAAAAUAAAAAAUACAUGUACUGGCAUGGUGUUGUAUACUCUACUUGGUCAUUCCCACUUUUGUAAGUUCUUGAUUAGGAAAAAAGAAAUACUGUAGAAAGUAAUUGUACAAUGAAUGAAAAUUAUAUUAUUAUGUAACUUAAUUUUUUUUAAAUAACUAUAUUGUCCAUUGCAACUUUGUUAAUAGUAAGUUUCUUUAUGGAAAUGUGUAUGAUGGAUAGUGUCAUUUCAUCAUGUACAUUUAUUUUUUAUAUGAUUAUGCAAAUAUUGUCUUAUUAUUAUCAGUGUUAAUUAUACGAUAGAAAAACAAAUGUACUGUAAAUUAUCAACAACUGAAUUAUUUUGAUCUGUGUCUCAUUAGACGUUGAUAUAUAUAUAUUGUAUCUUUUUUAAUGAGCAAUCCAAUAUUUUACUUUUAAUUUUUUAUGAUUUUUCUACAUUUUACUGCACUUUAAGUUGUGCGAGAGUGUAGAUAUGCAAAAUAAUUAUUAUAAUAAACAAUAUUUAAAAAAAUAUUAUAUUUGAUUAUUGACUUAAUAUAGAAGUAUAUUAUUAUUUUAUUUAUCUGAUAAAUAUUUGGAGGGGCAGGGAUAGAUUAGAAUUUUAUUUGGUAUGUGUAUGUUGGGUUUAGAAAAGAGGAAACACAGUAUGAGAAAAUAGAUAUUAAGAUGUCUUUUUCUAAGAGAUUUGUUAUUUUGUGCAAUUUAUUGAAUAUAUUAAUUUAUCUGUAAUGUUGAUAGCAUAAUUGUUUGUAUAAGAGUGUAUUUUCAUUUAUGCAUUAUUUUAUGUAGAGAUAGUUCCACUGUGUAUUAUCAUGUUUUGAUUGAAGCCGUGUUAAUUCAUUCCAGACUAGUUUUUUUUUCUCCAUUUGAUUAUUUGGACAUCAUGUGAUUUUCAGAGCUGAGUAUAUGCUUUCAGAUUUUUGUUUGAUCAGACUGAUAAUUUGUGCCUUAUAUCAGACAUAUUUGAUCAAACAAAUAGUGCCUUUCUGAACAUUGUUGAGUCUAAAGCCGGGCACACACUGCAUCGGUGGACAGUUGUACAACGAAUCCAUCUCUGUUAUCUGUGAGCGCUUGUCAGCAAUAGUGCGAGCAGGUCUUCGUUAAUAACUAUUUGAUGUUAAUAACAUAGGAAAUUUAUUUUUAAACAAAUUUAAUACCUAGUGUAGCGGAGGAUUGGCACUUGUUGUUUCAUGGGUUAAUUUGUUGUUGACAUGGCAACAAAAGCAGAAUAUCCCCGGGCUUCACUUUCCAAGUCUAUCAUGGUUGCGUAACAUGCCAAGGCCUUUUCGGGCACUACUACCCAGGGGUUAAUGGCCACAAUUGUUCCAGAGGGUAAUGGAGUGGAGCCCCCCCCCCCCAUAAUAAUAAAUAAUAAUAAUGCAUUUAUAAUGCGCCAUCUAUCAAGGUAAACCUAUUCCGAGGCGCACAUAAACAUACUAAACAUGGAAAAUAAAAAAACAACAUUAUAAAAGUACAAUGAUAAAAACAGUGAUUAAAAGCAACUUGAAAUAAAUGUGUUUUAAGAGUCGUUUAAAAACAUCAAGCGAACUGCAUCUGCGGAGUUCAAUUGGUAAUGCAUUCCAGAGCCUGGGUGCUGCUGCGUAGAAUGCGCGAUCACCUUAUGAAGAUGCAAUCCUAGGUACAGUUAAUAUAUGGACCUAUUAAUAGGUCCGCGGUUAAUAGGUGUUUGUCCGCUGAUCUUAAAGUGCGUUUGGAGACAUGCAUAGAUAAUAGUUCGCGUAUAUAUGUAGGUGACAUUUCGUUUAAUUAUUUCCAGGUGAGCAGCAGCAAUUUGAAUUGAAUUUGUUGGUGAAUUGGUAACCAGUGAAGCUGUUUCAAUAUUGGUGAAAUGUGAUCAAAUUUUCUGGUCCGUAUUAACAUGCGAGCAGCUGAAUUCUGAACACGUUGGAGCUUAGUCAGUUGUUGUUCCCCAUCCCAUCCCUUUCACAGUUUUGGAUGGCGCAUUUUGAUGUAUUUGUAUGCAUGCAUGGUCCCACAUGGCAUGUUUGGGGCUCCUUGGCUUUAUGAGUGAUAGCUCAUAAGGUGCUACGCCACUGGUUCAACAACAUCCUCACUGACCUUAUUCUCUUGUGGGUUUCAUCUUUUGAUAUCAUCUUUUUGUGACCCUGUUGAGCAACAUAGUGUAGAAUAGGGUCUCAGACUAAGGGCUGUGCAACAUAGCCUUGACCAUACACUUAUAUGUACUGUACAUGAUUUUAUAAAGAAAGUCUGCUUCUAAAGCAGUCCCUGGACAUCGUUGUUCCAUGCUUUAUUUGUACUUAGAAGUAAUAAAAUUUAAAUGAAAUGAUA